AUGCCAAAGGAAGCGAAGAAGGAGCAGGAGUUCCUCCUGGAGCGAUCGCGUUUGGCUAAAAGAAGAAUAACGUUGAGCACUCUUUAUCUUGGACAUGGGUCUUUGGAGCAAGCCCUGGUUGAUGCUAUUAACACGAACCUGAACCAAAAUAAAGAACUCCAAGUCUCAAUCUUGUUGGAUUGUUUGCGCGGAACACGUGAUGAACGAAAAGGGAAAAGUAGCACAACGCUUCUGAAAGGAAUAGCUGAUAGGGCUUCGGUAUAUCUCUUCCACACACCUAAGCUUGCUGGACUUGUGAAACGAAUCCUGCCUGAAAGGACAAAUGAAAUCGUUGGUCUUCAACACAUGAAGCUUUACAUUUUCGACGACACUGUUCUCGUAAGUGGAGCUAAUCUGUCCGACUCGUAUUUCGUUGAUCGACAGGACAGAUAUGUGGCAUUUGAAGACAACAAGGAGCUGGCUGAUUUCUUCCAUAAUAUCGUCACUGCAGUGGGCGAAUGCUCGUUUCUUCUCAAUAGUGAUGGUUCUCUGAAACUGCAUCCCGCUUGUCCAGUGCACCCUUAUGAAGGAUCCUCUCACGAUUUUCACGCAAUUCUGAAAUCUCGAGUAGAUAAAGUAGUGGCUAAAUUACAAAGUAAGGAGUCCUCAUCAAACUCGUCCGGAGACACCGUCCUGUAUCCACUGUUGCAGAUGGGUCUGUUUGGAUACCACGAAGAAUAUGAACUCUUGAAAAAACUUUUCUCGUCAGAGGACGCUAAUAUGCGCAUAACUUUGGCGUCUGGCUAUUUCAACUGUAUAGAUGAUUAUGAGCAACUAAUAUUUUCGCGGGGCAAAUAUCCCAUGGACAUAAUUACUGCUGCUCCAAAGGCUAACGGCUUCUUUGGUGCAGCAGGUCUGUCUGGCUACGUUCCAUCGAUGUAUUCUUGGGUAUCAUCCAGUGUUUUACGACUGAAAGAAAGGUAUAAGAGAGAUACAGUCAAUCUGUUCGAGUACUGCCGAGAUGGUUGGACAUUCCAUGCCAAAGGCUUGUGGGUAGAAGAACCCAUGCGCACGGCAACGCUCAUUGGUUCAUCUAACUUUGGAUAUCGAUCGGUACAUCGCGAUCUCGAGGCUCAAGUUCUGCUUGUGACUUCAAAUGAACAUUUACGCAGCCAACUUAAAGACGAGCGUACGAGGCUUUUCGACUACGCUUCAACUUUAGAUGGAACUGCCCUCAGGAGAGUUGAUCAUCAUAUUCCAGCUGUCGUUAGGAUAUUAUCACGAUUUGUCAGGAAUUUCUUCUAA
Haemonchus placei is the source of this 1284-nucleotide messenger RNA. NCBI's taxonomy places the organism in Eukaryota, Metazoa, Nematoda, Chromadorea, Rhabditida, Trichostrongylidae. The record is from the annotation of a GenBank genome assembly.